AUGCCGGCACUUCUGUGGCACACUCAGGUGCAGCGGGACCAUGCCGCCACUUCUGUGGCACACUCAGCGGGGGGCGAUGGCGAUGAUUCGCUGUACCCGAUCGCGGUGUUAAUCGAUGAGCUCCGCAAUGAGGACGUGCAGCUCCGUCUCAACAGUAUUAAGAAGUUAUCAACGAUCGCUCUUGCACUUGGAGUAGAAAGAACUAGAACUGAGCUGCUACCAUUCCUUACUGACACCAUCUACGAUGAAGAUGAGGUACUGCUAGCUCUGGCUGAGCAGCUGGGAAACUUCACUGGCCUUGUGGGAGGUCCUGACUUUGCCCACUGUCUGCUGCCUCCUCUGGAAAGUCUGGCAACUGUGGAAGAGACGGUGGUUCGUGACAGGGCUGUGGAGUCGCUGCGGCAGAUCUCCCAGGAACACACUCCCGUUGCUCUGGAAGCUCAUUUUGUGCCCCUGGUGAAACGCCUCGCCAGCGGGGAUUGGUUCACGUCUCGCACAUCUGCCUGUGGCUUGUUCAGCGUUUGCUACCCCAGGGCCUCCAAUGCUGUCAAGGCAGAAAUCAGACAGCACUUCCGUUCUCUGUGCUCAGAUGACACACCUAUGGUUCGACGUGCUGCUGCUUCCAAGUUGGGUGAAUUUGCAAAAGUUUUGGAAUUAGAAAGUGUGAAAAGUGAGAUUGUCCCAUUGUUCACCAAUCUAGCAUCAGAUGAACAGGAUUCGGUGCGCCUGCUAGCCGUGGAGGCUUGUGUCAGUAUUGCCCAGAUACUGACGCAGGAUGACCUUGAGACUUUGGUGAUGCCUACACUGAGACAGGCAGUGGAAGACAAGUCUUGGCGAGUCCGCUACAUGGUAGCUGACAAAUUCUCAGAGCUCCAGAAAGCUGUGGGUCCUAAAAUCACCCUGAAUGACCUCAUCCCCGCCUUUCAGAACCUCCUUAAAGACUGUGAAGCUGAAGUCCGAGCAGCUGCUGCCCACAAAGUGAAAGAACUUUGUGAGAACUUACCCAAUGAAGGUAGAGAAACCAUAAUUAUGAGUCAAAUUCUUCCCUAUAUAAAGGAAUUAGUUUCUGAUACAAAUCAACAUGUCAAAUCAGCUCUAGCUUCUGUAAUUAUGGGAUUGUCUACCAUUUUGGGCAAAGAAAAUACCAUUGAGCAUCUGCUACCUCUGUUUCUGGCUCAGCUGAAGGAUGAGUGUCCUGAAGUCCGUUUGAAUAUCAUAUCCAAUUUGGAUUGCGUCAAUGAAGUGAUUGGAAUCCGGCAGCUCUCCCAGUCUCUCCUUCCUGCCAUAGUGGAGCUGGCCGAAGAUGCCAAGUGGAGGGUCCGGUUGGCCAUCAUUGAGUAUAUGCCGCUGCUGGCAGGCCAGCUGGGUGUGGAAUUCUUUGAUGAAAAGCUGAAUUCUUUGUGCAUGGCCUGGCUUGUGGACCACGUGUACGCUAUCCGAGAAGCUGCCACCAGCAACCUCAUGAAGCUAGUGCAGAAGUUUGGUACCGAGUGGGCCCAAAAUACCAUUGUUCCCAAAGUGUUGGUAAUGGCCAAUGAUCCUAACUACUUGCAUAGAAUGACCACUUUAUUCUGCAUUAAUGCGCUGUCGGAAGCCUGUGGUCAGGAAAUAACCACGAAGCAAAUGCUGCCCAUCGUCUUAAAGAUGGCGGGAGACCAAGUAGCUAAUGUUCGUUUCAAUGUAGCCAAGUCUCUACAGAAAAUUGGACCAAUUUUAGAUACCGAUGCCUUGCAGGGGGAAGUUAGGCCCGUACUGCAGAGGCUCGGCCAAGAUGAAGACAUGGAUGUGAAAUACUUUGCACAGGAAGCUAUAAGUGUUCUUGCAUUGGCCUAAGGAGGAACAGGAGGGCAAAGACUUUACUAAACUGCUAUCCCAGAUCUCUAGUCACUGUGUUCUUCCGCUGGGUGGAACAAGAAUGGAAAUCCGUCAAGAUCCCCUCCAAGCAAACGGCAGCAACUUCACAAGAAUCAAACUGCAGUGACUUGAUUCUCUCUAAAGAUGAAAGGGGGUGGUUUUUUACUCGUCUUCCUUGUUGGGAUAACUAUUUCGGCCGUUCUUAAGGUUUCUGACCUGUCCCUGCCUUUCGGUCCAGUCAUCUCUUACCUGUCUCCUAAUGAACGUGUGACUUGGCUCCUGCUUCUGUCCCGUAUAUCAGGCCCCGCCCACCUGAGUCCGACAGGAGCCUAGGUAGGUUUGGACCAGACCUGGAGUGGAGUGUUGAAUGUUUACUUCUGUGUGUGUCUCCACCAUUCCAGCAUUGGAUACACGUGGUUCUGAACAACCUCUUUGUAUAAACUCUCCAUUUGGGAGACAUGUCACGAGUUGACUGUCACGAAAGCCACGUUUCCUGGAUCAUAGGGGGGUGCUUCAGUGUGGGAUGGGGACGCUCAGGGUUCAUGGAUUGGUUGGCUUGGGCUUUAUUUGUACUAUUGUGACUGUAAUCAUGUCAUUCAGAGACCUGAAGUGUGGGCGCAUGGCAUCUCACUGCGAACGGGUGCUGGUGGCAAGUUGAAGCUGACUGGCUCUCAGGGCUUACCGCUGGCUGCAUCCAGACCACUCCUCUCACUCCGGCUGGUGCCGCCCGGUGCCCAGUGGUGCUGCAGUCUCCUUGUGAGAGAGAGCUCAGCUGGCUUCCUGAUGCCUGCAGGAGGCGAACCCCAGGAAGAUACCGGCUAGUCCUGCCCUUCGACUUCCCCUGGCCUGGUGCCAUCCUCUCCCUGCCGCUGCUCCGCACGCAGCUUUCCAAAGGGAAGCUUCAUUGCUGGUGGUCUUGAUAGGGCUGACGUUAUGAAGCCCCAUCAUUUGAAAUGUUUAUUUUUGUUUCCACAAUAAAACCUUAUUCUUUCUCCCUGGAAUUUAAGAUAAUGGGUUAAACCGAAGCAAAUUAAUCACAUGUCAGGAUGCCUACUUUCAAGUUCUCUCUCAAAAACACCCAUUUCGCUAGAUGGUGUUCCAGCCAGUCCUUUCAGUUUACUGAAGUGCCUUCCAGGGGUCUUAAUGAAGCCACGCCUCCCCCCAAUCUUCUUUCAGCUGCGUCCAGUUUAUUCCUUAUCGUUGAGCAUUUCUUUUAAGUUUGUUUACAUGUUUAACCUAAUUAAACCCGCCUUGUUCCAAGCAAGUUUUCAUUAAUGAGCAUUUACUGUGGCUUAUAUUUCUCAGUGCAGUUUGCUGGUUUCCUUUUGGGGUUUUGAAUUGUUUAAUCCCUCAUGAACCUCUCAGCACCAACGGACCCUGCUCUGUUUUUGAAAGCCCAGAGACUCCUAUAAAACUAUAUUAAACAACUAUAUAAAACAAUUUGGCUUAAGUAUUUUCCAAUUUGUUUCAUCUUAGGAAAACAAUAUUUAAGAUAGAAAAGAUCAGCUUACCUUUAAAAUUGCCACCUUAUCUUGUAAAAAGACAGUUCGAUUUUACUACUACUGGGGUCCAGGAUUAAAUAUUUUUCUAAGAAAAAGCCUUUUCUACUUUAUUUUAAUAUCUUAAACUAGUGUGCUGUAAACACGUCAGUUUUAGAUUCCUGGUUUUGUUUGACCUACAAGUUCUGUUCCCCUUUGCUAAAUUUCCUAUGUGAGGGAUUGUUGUCUUACACCUGGAAACAAUUUGCGCAGCCGUUUCGUGACUGUGACAACUGGCAAUGCCCUUGGUUUGGGGACAAACUGGUAAACUUCCUCUGUCUCCCUCUGGGAGCCCGGGUGCAAUUGUGUCUGGUGUUGGCCCUGAGACUGAAGGACAGCCAGUGAGCCAUCUUUCUGGUGACCCCUUGGCGACUGCAUCGUUAAGAGGGAGCCCCUCCUGUUACACUUCCCGUAAAUUGUUGUUUGCCUCAGCAUGUGGCCAUAACCUCCUUGGGUUAGUUUUCUUAUUUCACUGGCAUGGAAGCUCCAGCUGCUCUUGAAGGGAAAGGGUUUUUGUCUGGUUUGCCUUCUGCUCUGUCACCAGCACACCUCAGCCAGUGUCUGGUGUACACGGUAGGUGCUCAAUAAAAACGUGUUCACUGAAUGAA
Messenger RNA from Echinops telfairi (small Madagascar hedgehog), 4000 nucleotides. It is a transcript of the gene PPP2R1B, whose product is annotated as protein phosphatase 2 scaffold subunit Abeta. The record is from RefSeq and is a predicted model, not a curated record. Gene Ontology annotation, cellular component: cytoplasm; protein phosphatase type 2A complex. The coding region runs from base 1 to 1833 and encodes 610 amino acids. The transcript has 16 exons. Gene Ontology annotation, molecular function: protein binding; protein phosphatase regulator activity. Gene Ontology annotation, biological process: protein dephosphorylation. NCBI's taxonomy places the organism in Eukaryota, Metazoa, Chordata, Mammalia, Afrosoricida, Tenrecidae.